AUGGCGGACUCAACAUACAUCAAGCCGGAGCCAUAUAUCAAGCCCGAUCCCGAAGCCAUACCUGCCGCUCCUGUCGACGACGAUGACCUAUACGAAGAUGCUGGCGAUCUGGAGUUCUUCGACCAGUUCGGUGAUCAAGGCUCCUUCGGCCAGGCAUAUCUAGCACGCGUUCCGAAGGACCUGUGGGAAGCAUGGGAUAGCUUGCCGGAUGACGCAGAAAUCGAGAUUGGCACCAUGCGACAGUGGGAUGUGGUCCGUCCAGAUGGCAGCGUUGAGCACCAUUUCAAAAUGUUACUCAAUUCCGACCGCGCCGAGCAUCAGCUGAUGCCGAAAGAAUACGACUUAGAGAUGGGCAAGGAGAUCGCGCGCAGCACGUUCGUUUUCACCGAGGAGGACCUACCUGGCUUCAAGGCCAAAUCCAAGGCGCGAACAGAUGCUGCAAACGCUGGCAUUCCGGCUCGAUUCCUGAGACCCAAGACGGAGAAGGUAGAGAAGAAACCAUUCGAGAAGGGUCGCAAAUGGCAACCCUACUACCGCAAAGCGAUCCCAAAGAAGACAAAGAUUGCCGCUAGGAUCCAGUACGAGCUGGCGUGCAAGCCAGUCGAUAACGCGGAGAGCCAGGCAAUUCUUCAACGGAAGCAAGUCGAGGCUCAGAGGCCCAAGCAUACCCUGCAGAUCAUGGAACAGCGCGCAGCCAACAGCAUUAUCCACCAUGGCUCUGCAGCUGCGGUUGAGAAGUUUGGCUCCUUCAUUAAAACGUCUGCGCCUACCAAGGCCACCAAGCCGAAGAAAUCCGAAAACAGAUCCGCCCGCAUGUCGGAGGAACAACUGUUGGAUGGUCUCAUGGAGGCUUUCAGGAAGUACGAGUACUGGAAGAUGUCGAUCCUCAAGGCUAGAUUUGACCAGCCCGAGGCUUUCUUACGCCAGACAUUGGAAAAGAUAGCGGUACUUAACAGGUCCGGCAUUCACGCCAACGAGUGGUCGCUUCAGGAGCACUUGAAGAGCAUGGCGUCCGGCGCCACUAAUGAGACGGCACCGGAGGAAGCCGCCGCAGAGGACGACGAUGACGAAGUGAUUAUGGAGGAUGUUGUCUACCAAUCUUCCCAAACACAACGUCAAGACCGCGCUAUAUCACGUGUUGCGGAAAUGCCCCCUUUAACUCCCAUUCUCGUGUUGGACUUUGAUGGUACCAUUACGACAAAGGAUACGAUUGGUACAUUGGCAGAAAUCGGCCUCCAAUUCCAGCAGCAGCGCGGGGUUGAUCUCUCUUCAAAAUGGCAGCAGAUCCUGCUAGAUUACAGCAAAGACCAUGCCAACCAUGUGUCCACGUAUCUUCCAAUCGCAGAUGACAGAUCCUCACUCAAAGACGAGCUCGCCUUCUUGCGGGGUCUGAAGGAGGUUGAAAUGCUAUCAGUCCAGAGAGUCGAGAGCUCAGGCAUCUUCCGGGGCAUCGGCCUGGAAUAUCUUACACUUGCCGGUGAAACUUGUCGAAAGGAAGGGAGAGUCAAGUUAAGGGAUGGUUUUGCGGAGCUCAUGAAUGCUGCCAGAGAGAAGGGCUGGUCCGUCGCAGUAGUCUCCGUCAACUGGUCUAGAUCAUUCAUCAAGGGUGUCCUCUCAGACUAUAGCGUCGACGUUGUCGCUAAUGAGAUCGAGCUGAACGGGAGCAUCUCAGGGCCGGAAGUAGCAGGCUCAUCAACAAGGCAGGCAUCUUUGAUGACGUGCGAGGAUAAGCUGCGAGCCCUUCGAACAUUGGCGGCUCGGCGAGGAGUAGAGGAUGUUGGGGCGCUGGUGUAUUUUGGCGACUCCACUACGGAUAUUGAGUGUCUUUUGGCAACCCGAGGAGUUGUGAUAUCGUCCAACGCCGAGUCGAGUUUGAUGAAGACUCUGAGGAGAAUAGGGUACCAAGUGCCAAAGGUGGAUAAUGUUCAGGCGCCCGAAGGCACAGCAUGGGCAUCAACCUUUAUAGAGGUUCUCGAAAGUGAAUUACUAUCUUUCAAGAAGUCCACAUAA
Messenger RNA from Colletotrichum lupini, 2010 nucleotides. Its product is annotated as transcription initiation factor IIF. Lineage: Eukaryota; Fungi; Ascomycota; Sordariomycetes; Glomerellales; Glomerellaceae. The record is from RefSeq and is a predicted model, not a curated record. Bases 1 to 2010 code for a protein of 669 amino acids. Gene Ontology annotation, biological process: transcription initiation at RNA polymerase II promoter. The transcript has 5 exons.